CAAACAAGCAGAGAUAGAUGGCUCUUUAUUGAAUUCAUCUAAAGAAACACAAAAACUUGAUUAACAUUAAAGAUAAUCCAUUAGUUUCAAUUCCUUACAAUCCAACCCGAAUGAAAUAAACUAAAAUGAAAAUAACAUUACCAAAGAUGAUAUGAAAGGAAGUUGGGGAUGGAGUGGACAAAAAGUUAAGACCAAUGUUAUGCUAUUGAAACCAUUACAUAAACUGGCACCGCCAGAGCCCAGUACCUGCACACGGUAUCAUUUCCAUUUUGGUCACCAAACCAAACAUUAUUAUGAUUAUCAUUAUGAUUAUCAUUAUGAUAUCAUUUUCCUUCCUUAUGCACAAUUUGCGACGAAGAGAAUACGAAUUGGGCAUAGUACUGACCUGCUAGGAUAGUAAUAGAUUCCAAGGGAAUGAAGGAAAGACUCAGGAAGAUAUGCCCAAAUCAAGUAUAUAACUGUAGCAACGACGGUUGAGAUUGAACCGACGAAGCCGUAAACUUCCGAAGGUUUGGGGCCAUGCUCUACCGAUAGUCCAAACCCAGGACCUUUCUCAUCUCUAGCUCUCUGUCUCUUUGAUACACUCAAUAUUUCUAGGGCUACUAACGGAGCACGAAUCUGCCAUUGAUCCACAAUUGAUUCGCGAUCUUGGAUUUCUCGAGCACAAUGAGAAGAAGGGCGUUUUGAAAUUAACCUUCUGUUUCGAAGGUUUGGAAAUGAAUGAUAGAAGGACAGAAUUUAUAAUCCAAAAUGGUUUGAAAAAUAUAAAACCUUUUGGUCCAAUUUAGGAAGAAAGAUGUAAAAGAUGGGAGUGUGUGACGGAGAGGAGAAAAACCUACUUUGUGACGAAGAUGGGAGAGAGGGAAAUAGAAGAAAAAUAUAAAUGUAUUAACUUUUUUAAAUAAUAGAUUUUAACUUUUAGGUUAUAUAUUUCUACUCAUAUCAUUAUCUUCUUUUUAAUUAGUUAAGUUCAUUCAUUAAUUGUUGUUGACAAAAUAAGUCGAACAUAAAAAAAGCUGGUUGGUAAAAGAUUUAAAGUGUGAAUGUUGAUUUCGACUUUAAAGAUCCCUUACACAAUUAGAAUAUUCCAAACUUAGUUGGGCCACGUGCAAGCCAAUUCAUUGGUUAAAAGGGUAUCUUUGACUUGGACAACUUUUACCAAUAUUGUUUCGUAUUUUUUGAUGUAACCUAACACAAAAACUUGAAAAUUCUAAGUCAUCAACCCUGAAUGACUAGAAAAUUGUAGCUCUCAUGCGUAAGUCUAACAUAAUUAUCUAAUUUGAACUCUGAAAUCUUAUUGUUCGUUUUCUUUUUCUUACUUGGAUACUAAAGUAAAACUAUAAAUUUAAUGUAUAGUAUAUUCAAAACUUAUUGAAGUAUAUUCAAACGUUAGUUGAGUUAAACUUUUGUUAAUUAUAAUUCAGUUUUUUUAAGUAACACAACUGGUGUUUGAGGAUUCAAACCUUCGACUUUAAGAAGAGUAUGUAAAUUAUCGCUAAGCUAAACUCACUUUUAACUCAACCAUAAUUCGAUUGGUCAAAGGCAAAAAAAAAAACUAACCAUAUAAACUUACAUACAAUGUUAUUUUUCAAAGUCAAAAUGACAUUAUACGUUAUAUAAAGUUUAUUGAAAGAAAGUAAUAAAGAGAAAACGAAAAGAAUUUAAGAUUAAAGAGAACAUUUAAAACAAUUAAUUUCAACAUCUUUAAACAGUCAAAUAGUAUUUAAUUACGAUCCAAUCGCACCUUAGAAUUUACUCAAAGAAGAACCAACGAAGAGAAUUAAAGAAGAGAAAGACCACCGUAGCCGUUGCAAUUACGCGACCUCACAUUAAGAAUUAAAAAUGAAAAAAUGAAAAAAUGAAAAUGGUAAAUUACAUAAAUACCCCUGUACCGACCGUAACGCUUAUUUUAAGGCAUAACUUACGUGCCCAUUCUUACGGUCAAUCCAUUUCUCUCUAUUUAACCUCUCACUGCCCCUUCCCUUUAUUUCCGCGUUUUCCCUCCUCUUCGAUCCUUCUUCAGAUCUCUCUCUUUCCCCACCUUCGCGCGCGCUCCAUUUUCAACUAUAGUUAGUUCUGUUUAAAUCAGUGUCAUGGGGACUGUCGUUGAUGCUGCUCCAAUCAAGGAAACCAAUGGAAGUUUAGCUGAGAAGAAGCCUACAGUUGUCUUUGUUUUGGGUGGACCAGGAAGUGGCAAGGGUACUCAAUGUGCAAAUAUUGUCAAACACUUUGGGUACACUCACCUUAGUGCUGGAGAUCUUCUCCGAGCAGAGAUAAAAUCUGGCUCAGAGAAUGGCACGAUGAUUCAAAACAUGAUCAAAGAAGGGAAGAUUGUUCCUUCUGAGGUCACCAUAAAGCUUCUUCAACGAGCUAUAGAGGAAAGUGGCAACGAGAAAUUUCUUAUUGAUGGAUUUCCUCGUAAUGAGGAAAAUCGUGCUGCAUUUGAAGCAGUUACGGGCAUUGAACCAUCUGUAGUCCUGUUCUUUGAUUGUCCUGAGGAAGAGAUGGAGAAGCGCUUGUUGAGUAGGAAUGAGGGAAGAGUGGAUGACAACAUUGAAACAAUUAGGAAGCGAUUUAGGGUUUUCUUGGAGUCUAGUAUUCCUGUGAUUCAAUAUUAUGAAUCCAAAGAGAAAGUUCGGAAGAUUGAUGCUGCGAGGCCUGUUGAGGAGGUGUUCGAAUCCGUUAAAGCCGUUUUUACUCCAAAAAGUGAAAAGGCUGACUGAGGAUAACUGCCCAAUAGUUUUUGCAUUGUUAUCUUUGAGGUAUUGAUUUUGGUGGCAGCAUCAGAGUUGGAUGUUUAGGUUCUAUUCUAUACAACAAGGAGUUUAACCAUAUUCUUAUUAUUGUUACCGUACCUUUUAUUACUAAGAUUUGUAAUAGUAAUUAGGAGGGUUCGAAAAAUGUGUCUAUGUCUUUAUAUUCUUCUUAUUAAGAUUGUAUCCAUUGAUUUAAAUAAUAAAAGCAAGUAUUGGUUCUCUAUUA
Molecule: messenger RNA, 2982 nt
Organism: Cucumis melo (muskmelon)
Lineage: Eukaryota; Viridiplantae; Streptophyta; Magnoliopsida; Cucurbitales; Cucurbitaceae
Product: UMP-CMP kinase 3
Exons: 10
Coding region: 2094-2723 (209 amino acids)
Biological process (GO): CDP biosynthetic process; 'de novo' pyrimidine nucleobase biosynthetic process; UDP biosynthetic process
Cellular component (GO): cytoplasm; nucleus
Molecular function (GO): UMP kinase activity; ATP binding
Source: RefSeq, a predicted model, not a curated record